Symbiodinium necroappetens is the source of this 356-nucleotide messenger RNA. The record is from the annotation of a GenBank genome assembly. NCBI's taxonomy places the organism in Eukaryota, Dinophyceae, Suessiales, Symbiodiniaceae.
GAAUGGACGCUUGGGCAGCACAAGUAAGAGCAGGGGCUCCCAUUCACAAUUUGGUGUCCUACGGCACUGGCGUGAGCCUUGGGCUCUUUGGUUUCUGGUGGAUCAUCGGCGUGCAGUUCGCAGUGCUUCUGGCCGGCCGUUUCCCACUGCCAAAAAACAGCGUCUACGGACUGGCUCAGUCUGUGGUGCUCUACUCCGUCUACAUGGCGUUCAACUUCUCCGGAGUCUACAUAGGACGUUGGGCAUACAAAGAGAGUGUUGCUGCAUCACUCACAUGGUGUGCUGCAGCUGGCAUGCUGGCUUGGCUAGCCAGCGGUGGGCUGAAGGUCUGUCAGUCAGCCUUUCGCCGUCAUUGA